This is a messenger RNA of Funneliformis geosporum, 267 nucleotides long. The record is from the annotation of a GenBank genome assembly. NCBI's taxonomy places the organism in Eukaryota, Fungi, Glomeromycota, Glomeromycetes, Glomerales, Glomeraceae.
AUGGAACAGAUUCUUGAUAUAUAUGAAAGUGCUAAUCCUUUUCCUGAUACACUUACUAAGGAAGAAAUAAUGAGAGUGAUCGCAAAAACUUAUGGGUCACCUCUUAAACCACAAAAGCCAGAAAAGUUGCAAUCAUCUAGAAUUGAUAGAUUAGAAUCAAAAAUAGAUGAAAUCGGUCAAAUGACAUCUAAGUUUACCAGAAGGGAUAUAGAUGAUAUUUCUGAUACCACUUCAAGAGUCUGUUCCGUCUUAUCCAAAGUAAGCUGA